AUGGAAGCCGGAAACCACACAGAAGUAUCAGAAUUCCUCCUCCUGGGUCUCUCAGAUGAUCCUGAACUGCAGCCUCUCCUUUUUGGAGUGUUACUGUCUAUGUACCUGGUCACCGUGCUUGGGAACCUUCUCAUCAUCCUGGUCAUCAUCUCUGACUCCCACCUUCACACCCCCAUGUACUUCUUCCUGUCCAACCUGUCCUUUGUUGACAUCUGUUUCACCUCCACCACUGUCCCAAAGAUGCUGGUGAACAUCCAGACACAGAGCAAAACCAUCUCCUACAUUGGAUGCCUCAUUCAGCUAUAUUUUUUUAUGAUUUUUGCUGGAAUGGAUGGUUUCCUUCUGACUGUGAUGGCCUAUGACCGAUUUGUAGCCAUCUGUCACCCCCUGCACUACACGGUCAUCAUGAACCCACGCCUGUGUGGCCUUCUGGUUCUGUUGUCUUGGUCUAUCAUAUUCUGGGUCUCUUUGCUUCAUAUUCUACUGAUGAGGCAGCUGACUUUUUGUGUAGGCACUGAAAUUCCACACUUCUUCUGUGAAAUUACUCAGAUUCUCAAAGUGGCUUGCUCUGACACCCUCAUCAAUAACAUCUUCUUAUAUGUGACCACUGCCCUACUUGGUGUGUUUCCUCUCGCUGGAAUCCUCUUCUCUUACUCUCAGAUUGUCUCCUCCUUAAUGAGAAUGUCCUCUGCAGGGAGAAAACGUAAAGCAUUUGCCACCUGUGGGUCUCAUCUCUCUGUGGUCUCCUUGUACUAUGGGACUAGCCUGGGGGUCUAUCUCAGUUCUGCUGUGACCCAUUCUUCCCUAAGAAACUCAGUUGCCUCAGUGAUGUACACAGUGGUCACCCCCAUGUUGAACCCCUUCAUUUAUAGCUUGAGGAACAAGGAUGUGAAGGGGGCCUUGGGAAAGCUCCUUAGCCAAGGAGCCCCUUGUCUGUGA
Pteropus alecto (black flying fox) is the source of this 939-nucleotide messenger RNA. Its product is annotated as olfactory receptor 7D4. Lineage: Eukaryota; Metazoa; Chordata; Mammalia; Chiroptera; Pteropodidae. The transcript has a single exon. Bases 1 to 939 code for a protein of 312 amino acids. Gene Ontology annotation, biological process: G protein-coupled receptor signaling pathway. The record is from RefSeq and is a predicted model, not a curated record. Gene Ontology annotation, molecular function: G protein-coupled receptor activity; olfactory receptor activity. Gene Ontology annotation, cellular component: membrane.